Messenger RNA from Lathyrus sativus (Indian pea), 612 nucleotides. NCBI's taxonomy places the organism in Eukaryota, Viridiplantae, Streptophyta, Magnoliopsida, Fabales, Fabaceae. The record is from the annotation of a GenBank genome assembly.
AUGAAAGUUUUCUUGUUCUAUCUUGUUCCUUUGGUCUUGUUCUUCUGCUGUUCCCAAGGGCGAUUGCUCUCGAUCGCAACAAAACCUGACCCAAAGGAUGCUGUUGCAACUGCUCGUUGGUUGGUAUCUUUCAAUUUCUGGGGCGUCUUAAGUACUAUCUCAACUGAUUUGGAUGGAGCACCCUUUGGCAAUGUCGUAUCAUUUAGUGAUGGACUACCAAACCAAGGCGUCGGCAUCCCAUACUUCUACUUAACUACCCUAGACCCAACAGCAAGACACGCAUUAAAAGAUGGAAGAGCUUCGUUCACAGUCAGCGAGUACCCUCUCGGGACUUGUGGCAAGAUUGACCCAGAGAAUCCUACAUGUUCGAAAAUUACUCUGACUGGGAAGCUGAAAUUGGUUGAUGAAAAGUCAAAGGAAGCUGAAUUUUCCAGAAAUGCCUUGUUUUCCAAGCAUUCAGAGAUGAUGGAUUGGCCUGAGGAUCACGAUUUUCAGUUCUUCAAAUUGGAAAUUGAGAAAAUAUUUUUGAUUGAUUGGUUUGGUGGUCCAAAACCUAUCACAGUGGAACAGUACUUACAUCCAAAAAUGAACAAUCAUGCAUUCAUUGUCUGA